AUGAAUACAUCAAUCCCUCAAACUAUGAAAGCUAUUGUCCUUAGUGGGCCUUAUGAAGUUUCUACGGUAACUAAACAGAGCCCAACGAUUCAAGACCCAACAGAUGUAAUCUUGAAAGUUAAAUAUUCCGGCUUAUGUGGAACUGAUUUACAUACCUACAGAGGACAUAUUAAACUAGGAUCAAAAGAUCAAAUUAUAGGACAUGAAUUCUUAGGUACAAUUGUAUCCAGAGGAUCUGCAAUUACCGAUUCGGACUUUAAAAUUGGAGAUGAUGUAUUAAGUACUUUUACUAUUCAAUGUGGAGAAUGUUGGUAUUGCAAACAUGGAUAUUCUGGGCAAUGUGAUAAGACAAAUACUUUCGGUAAAGUGGGAUUGGAUGGGGGCCAAGCUGAGUAUGUAAGGGUUCCCUAUGCUAUGUCAACUUUAAUUAGGAAGCCAGAAAGUAAGUCAACUGAAGAUGAUGCGGUCUAUGUAAUGAUGGCAGAUAUUUUUAUUACUGGUUAUUAUGGAGUUAAGAAAAUAUUAAAUCAUUUAAAAAAUGAAUCUGCUGAUGGAUACACUAAAUCUGAUAUAAAGGAUAUUACUAUUUUGCAAUUAGGGGUGGGGCCUGUUGGUUUAUGUGCUUUGAGGAUUCUUAAGCAUUUCGGAUUUGAAAAAGUCGUUUGUGUUGACAGUGUCACAUCACGUUUAGAAGAAGCUAGGCGGUUUGGUGCCUUUAAAGCUAUUAAUUUUGAAACGGAAAAAAAUGGGGUUGCCGAUUUCAUCAAAGAGUCGACUAAUAAUGUGGGGUUUGAUGUUGUCUUAGAGGUUGUGGGUGCAUCCUCUGCUUUAAGAACUGCCUAUGAUUCAGUAAGAGGAAAUGGUUUUAUCUGCUCCAUUGGUAUGGCUCAUGAUCCAUUACCUUUUACAGGAUUGGAUUGUUACUUGAAGAACGUCAAUAUUUCUUUCGGAAGAUGCCAUGCUUGGUCAUUAUUUCCUGAGGCCUUGGAUUUAUUUGAAGUUUUAAAACCAGAUUUUACAAGAUUUAUUGACUGCAAGCUAGGGUUAGACGAAUCCAAGAAAGCUUUCGAUAUUUUUGAUAAACAUAAAGUAAAUAAAGUAGUGUUUGAUUUGACCAAAUAA
Messenger RNA from Debaryomyces hansenii CBS767, 1122 nucleotides. RefSeq lists its product as uncharacterized. Bases 1 to 1122 code for a protein of 373 amino acids. The record is from RefSeq and is a predicted model, not a curated record. Lineage: Eukaryota; Fungi; Ascomycota; Pichiomycetes; Serinales; Debaryomycetaceae. The transcript has a single exon.